AUAGAAUCCAUCCAUCCGCCGUACCUCUAAGCAUUUGCCCAUCCACGAACCUACUACUUACUUUGCAUGCGAUCGUGUUUCUUUAGACCGUACUGCAGUAUUCAACGAUCGCUUUCAUUUUAAUUAAUUCUCUCCAUACCUCAUUAUUCUCAAAGACCGCUUUUGUAUAACGUCCGUUCUAUCCCCCCGUUCUAUCUCCGCGACCGUUUCAUUAAGAUGGCCGACUCAAAUGCUCCAAAGCCGAGCAGCAGUGUCAAACUAGUACUACUUGGAGAGGCAGCUGUCGGAAAGUCUUCCCUUGUUCUACGAUUCGUCAACAACGAUUUCCAAGAAAAUAAGGAACCGACCAUUGGCGCCGCCUUCUUAACACAAAAAUGCAAUCUUCCUACACGAACCAUCAAGUUUGAGAUUUGGGAUACCGCAGGCCAGGAGCGAUUUGCCUCGCUGGCACCCAUGUACUAUCGAAAUGCCCAAGCCGCCCUUGUCGUCUACGAUCUCACGAAGCCAACGUCCCUGAUUAAGGCCAAACACUGGGUAGCAGAAUUGCAAAGGCAAGCAUCACCGGGUAUCGUCAUUGCUCUGGUCGGCAACAAGUUGGAUCUUACUAGCGAAAGCGAGUCCGGCCCGGCCGAUGGCGAAGGGGGGGCUGACGGAGAGCAAUUCGGAGAUGCCCGAAAGAUUUCCAUGGAGGAGGCCAAGACGUACGCCGAGGAUGAGAGCUUGUUGUUCUUCGAGACCAGUGCGAAGACGGGCCACAAUGUUACGGAGGUCUUCACUGCGAUCGCGAAUGCUAUCCCUGAGACAUCACUGAAGAGCACGAGAGGUCCCGGCGCUUCUAGCGCAGGGAACCGUGGCGGCGAGGAGCAGAGGGUAAAUCUAUACGGCCCUCGAGAAGCAGCCAAAGAAGGAUGCGCGUGUUGAAGUUAGUUACAAAGCGGAAAGGGAGGAGUCUAGAUGGGAUGUUUUACCAUCACUUAUGGUUAUGACUACAUUUCACCUUGUAAUAUGGAGCGAUGGUUCAUUGGGAUUCGGUAUCUGGAACUGCUUUCGAUGAGUGAAUCAUAUUUUUUUUCCGAGUUCAAUUUUCUUCUUUUUUUCUUCUUUCCCCCAUCCACAUAUUUUGUGUCUUCCGAUACGACCUCUGAAGCAAUCUAAGUACCCAUGACAAACAUAAAAUGCUGUGUGGUACACAGGCUGGUUACGAUCAAAGCUCUUCUUGACGCAGACGCAGUAUCACAAGUGUCAUGGCAAGUUUGUUCGAUGAAUCAGGGCAUGUCAGGUAUUGUUACGUGGGUAGGCGGGGUGUGGUGUCGCGAUGUAGAUAGUAGAUAAUAUAUCGUAUUGUUAUUAUUAUAGAGCUUCGUGUCGACUACUAACUAUUACGUAUUUUUGUUAUUGUAGAGUUAUUAUUAUGGUCCUAUAUUUUAUACAUAUCAAUAUCAU
This is a messenger RNA of Hypoxylon fragiforme, 1443 nucleotides long. RefSeq names its product ras-domain-containing protein. Lineage: Eukaryota; Fungi; Ascomycota; Sordariomycetes; Xylariales; Hypoxylaceae. Gene Ontology annotation, molecular function: GTP binding; GTPase activity. The record is from RefSeq and is a predicted model, not a curated record. The transcript is spliced from 3 exons. The coding region runs from base 217 to 921 and encodes 234 amino acids.